This is a messenger RNA of Rhineura floridana, 1633 nucleotides long. RefSeq names its product RNA polymerase I subunit E (gene POLR1E). Gene Ontology annotation, cellular component: RNA polymerase I complex. The transcript is spliced from 13 exons. Gene Ontology annotation, biological process: transcription elongation by RNA polymerase I; nucleolar large rRNA transcription by RNA polymerase I; RNA polymerase I preinitiation complex assembly. The record is from RefSeq and is a predicted model, not a curated record. Gene Ontology annotation, molecular function: DNA binding. Bases 255 to 1487 code for a protein of 410 amino acids. Lineage: Eukaryota; Metazoa; Chordata; Lepidosauria; Squamata; Rhineuridae.
AGAGUGCGGUUUUAAUACAUGGCGGAGAGGAAAAUAACAACAGCUACUUUCUUGCGGGUACCCGUUUGCCUUGCUUUAUACUUUCAGGCUGCUUAUGCAUUCACAAACUUCAAAAUUAAUACGGGGGCGAGAGAGGCUUGAUUGAGCAGCACAGGCGGAAGAACUUUGAUCGGAUCAAAACUCCUCCCCUUCCUGAGUAGCGGUAGUAGCCGUGCAGAAAGUUGUAAGGAUCAGAAAUUCCUGCGUGCCUUGCAAUGACUGGGGAGGCGAAGUGGUGUUACCGGGGCGAUCCCCAGGAGGGACAGAGCGCACCUGUCGUUCAGUUUACAAAUGGGAAACUGAAGAGUUCUGAAAAUAUGAAUUUUACCUUGUACAGAAGCAAAGACACCAAUAACCCAAGAAAGAAACAUAAAAGAAUGUUGAAUACAGAAACAAAUCGGCUGUCUUAUGUAGGAAAUAACUUUGGCCCAGGAGCCCUGAAAUGCAAUACUCUUUGCAGAUACUUUGUUGGUGUAUUAGACAAGAACUCUGGACAGAUGGAAGUCUACAAUGCAGAGCUAUUCAACAUGCAGCCAUUGAUUUCAGAUGAUGUAGCUGAUGAUGACCUGUCAGAAUAUUUGACUAAAUCCUACAGAGAGAAGGUAGAUCUAUGCGUUGAAGCCUUUGGAACCAAUAAGCAGAAGAGAGCCCUGAACUCCCGGAGGAUGAAUGCAGUUGGGAAGGAGGUAUUGAAUAAGGCUGUAGCCAAAGCAGCAGAAGACAUUAUAGAGACAAAGGGAGUUGCUGCUUUGGUCAGCAAUGCAGCAGAGGAUGAGAAGGCAGAAGUUUCCCUCGUUCUUCCCCCGUGCCAUAAAGACGCUGACAAACCAGAGGACGUCUACAAGUUUGAAGACAUUAUUUCACCAGCAGAAUAUGAGGCGCUUCAAGCUCCAGCUGCAGCUUUCAUGAACGUGACCUCAGCUGAAAUCCUCAAGAUGAUAGAAGAGAAAAAACACUGCUCCUUUGUUCUGGAUGAACUUAAGUCCAUGCCUGUGGGUGAGAAGAGCCGUGACCACAAAGCCCGGUGUCUUUGGUUUCUGGAUAGACUUGUCAAGCUGAGCUCGCAAAAAGUGGUUAAAAAGAAACAUGCAAUGGGACCUGAUUGUCCACACAUCAUCAGCAACAAGCUUGUGAAAACCUUCACAGUGCUGUCCUUUGGCAACGGCAGGCUAAAGAAUCACGUUUCUGCUUCAAUGAAAGUUAAGAUAGUGGCAUAUGCUAUAGCCCUGGCUUUGCAUAUUAACAACUUCCAAACAGACCUGACGGUGUUACAACGGGACCUGAAAGUGCGAGAUAGCAGGAUCCUUGACAUUGCCAAGGCAAUGAGGCUGAAGUUCACUAAAAGCAAAGGCUUCUACGGAAUUGAUGAACACAAAGUGGUGACCCUCUCUUUGCCUUUACCUAUAAACAAAAUGCCACCAGGCUGGAGGAAACGCAAGAUGACCUAAAUGACGACUGUGGCUCAUUUGCCAGGCAUUUAAAGGCUUUCUUCUGUGUUGCACCAGACUCUGAAAGAAUGAAUUGGUCUUUCUGAUUCUUGCUACCAAGUACCGUCUGGAACUGUACAAGGCCUUAAUAAAAGGUGGGACCGACA